Molecule: messenger RNA, 2273 nt
Organism: Aegilops tauschii subsp. strangulata
Lineage: Eukaryota; Viridiplantae; Streptophyta; Magnoliopsida; Poales; Poaceae
Product: pentatricopeptide repeat-containing protein At5g13770, chloroplastic
Molecular function (GO): protein binding
Source: RefSeq, a predicted model, not a curated record
AAACCAGAGCGACGGAAUCUCCUCCAUGGCAGGAUAAGGCGCCUUCGUCCCGAACAGCCUCGUUCUUCCAUUCCCAGCCUCCAGUUCCCAUCGCGAAUCAUGGCCAAAUGCUACUCCGACUGGCCUCCCCUCCCCCCUCUCCAUCCAUCGAGAAGAUCGUCGCCCAGCACUUCCCUCUGCACGAUCAAGCGGCAGCUCGCGUCCUUCGUCCUGCACUGCUCCCGCUCCUGCGCCUCCCCGGUUCUUGAGCCCAAGAAUUUGCCCGGCGAGCUCCAUGUUCUUUCUUCUCCGGCGCCGGCCAAGGCGGCGCCGGUGUCCACGCUUCCGGAUGCUGCGAACCUCGGCAUCUCCAACAAGUUCAUCCGGGGGCUCUGCGGCGACCGGCAGACCGAGCCGCUCGCCUUCGAGUGCUACCGGAGGGCUCUGCAGCAGCCCGAGUUCCGGCCGGACAAGAAGACGAUGAAUGCGCUCACCGUGCAGCUGCUCCGGGCCAAGCAGUGGAGCUCGCUGGAGCAUCUGGUCCAGGAUUUCAUGGCCUAUGGGGUACUCCCGGAGAGACGGACGUGCGCGCGGCUCGUCGCGACCUGCGUCAAGGCGAGGAGGUUCGGCCUCGCCGACGUGGUGCUCGGGGUCCUCGAAGGGAAGAAGGGCCCGGCCGCCGCCGUGUGCUUCAGCUCGGCGUUGCAGGCGUACAACAAGCUGCACAUGUACCGGAGCACGGUGCUGCUGUACGAGCGGAUGAAGGCGGACUGCCUGUCGGUAAACGCCGACGCCUACCGCGCCGUGAUGGCGGCGUUCGGGGCGCUGGGCGAGCCGGACACGGUGACUUCGCUGUUCAAGCAGUACAGGUCUCGGAAAUGGUACCCCUCCGAGACCUGCCUCGAGACGUACACCAUCGCCUGCGACGCGCUGGGGCGGGCAGGCAGAGCCCUGGACGCGCUCAAGUGCCUGCGGGAGAUGGAGGCGGACGGCAUCUCGCCGGACGCCGGGAUCUACUCCACCGUCAUCGGCUCUCUGGCGGACGCCCGAGAGACGGCGUCGACGGAGGACGUGUACGACGAGGCAUGGAAGAAGGGGAUGCUACGAGAUCCAGACAUGUUCCUGAAGGUGGUCAUCAUGCAAGUCGAGACCGGGCUACUGGAGGACACGCUCGGCGUGGCCAAGGACAUGCGGGACAUCGGCCUGAGGGUCACCGACUGCGUCCUCUCCACGAUCGUCAACGGCUUCGUGAAGAGGAGAGGCCUGAAGCCUGCCAUCAGAGCGUACGACAAGCUGGUGGCCAUGGGGUGCGAGCCCGGGCAGGUCACCUACGCGUCGGCGAUCAACGUGUACUGCCGGCUGGGGCGGAGCGACAGGGCGGAGUCCGUCUUCUCGGAGAUGAUCGACCGGGGCUUCGACAAGUGCGUGGUGGCGUACGGCAACAUGAUCUCCAUGUACGGGCAGAUCCGGAGGGCGUCGGACGCCACGAGGCUGCUGGCGCUGAUGAAGCAGAAGGGUUGCGAGCCCAACGUGUGGGUGUACAACUCGCUCCUGGACAUGCGCGGCAAGCUCGGGGACUCGAGGCAGGCCGAGAAGAUCUGGAAGGAGAUGAUGCGGCGCAAGGUGCAGCCCGACCGGGUGAGCUACACGGCCAUCGUCGGCGCGUUCAACCGGUCGGGGGAGCUGGACCGGUGCAUGGACUACUACCAGGAGUUCAGGGAGACGGGGGGGACGGUGGACAAGACCCUGGCCGGGCUCAUGGUGGGGGUGUUCUGCAAGACCAGCCGCUUCAACGACCUCAUCCAGCUGCUGAGGGACAUGAAGCUGCAGGGCACCAAGCUGGACAGGAGGCUGUACAUGAUCGUCCUCAACAGCCUCCGGGAAGCCGGGCUGGAGGUGCAUGUCAGGUGGCUCCAGGAUUACUUCAAUUCCGUGGAGGAGAAAACCUGAUUUCACACUCCACGAGUUCCUGAUGUUCAUCUUCAGCAUCGGAGCAUGACGAUCGGGUGUCUGUAAAUUUGAAGCAAAAUAGGUAAAUAUUUGCUUGCCUCCAUGCUCCUUGAAACUACGUACAAGCUUCCCUGAAUCAUGGAGAAAUUGACACUGUAAAUGUAUUGUAGAAAAUGGCACCAUUGUACCACCAAAAUGAUCUGAUUCCAGAAUUCUCGGAUAAGCUGUAUAGCUGAAUAAUUCUGCAUUCAUGUCGGAUUCGAUGAUACUCUUGUACAGUUGUACUAUAGCUCCUGUGGCGGAUGUAAUAACUUGUAUUGAUACUGAAUUUUCACAUUUGCUCA